AUGCAAAGGCCACCAUUUCAGCAGCAGCAGCAAUACCAACAAACUAGACAGCAAUCUGACAACUCUAGUUCGUUGGAGAAUAUGCUGAAAGACUUCAUGGCAAGGAAUGAUGCCACUGUUCAGAGUCAAUCAGCAUCAAUAAAGAACUUGGAGAAUCAAAUCAAGGCUACAUCAUUAAGGAAUGGAAAGGCUGUAUAUGAACCAUACCAUAUUAAAGACUACCACAAAAUGAAGGAGUCAGAAGGCCAGAAUGCAGGAGAGAAGGUUGUUGUGGAAGAAGAUAUUGGAGAGCAACAGGUUGACAAUCAGACUAAAAGUCCAGAACAGAAUGCUGCAGCAAAGAAGCAGCAGAGUCAGCCUGCUGACAAAGCAAGUAGACCACCACCUCCUUUUCCUCAGAGGCUUCAUAAGCAGCAAGAUGACAAGCAAUUCAAAAGGUUCAUGGACGUGCUAAAGCAAUUGCAUAUCAAUGUUCCAUUGGCACUAUGUGAUCUUGGUGCAUCCAUCAAUUUGAUGCCUAAGAGUAUUUUCACCAAAUUGGGAAUCAGAGAAGCACGUCCAACCACUGUCACCCUACAACUUGCUGACAGAUCCAUCACUUACCCUGAAGGAAAAAUUGAAAAUGUGUUGGUAAGAGUGGAUAAAUUUAUAUUUCCUGCUGACUUCAAUGUUCUUGAUUUUGAAGCAGAUAGGGAGGUACCCUUGCUCUUGGGUAGACCAUUCUUAGCUACUGGAAGAACUUUUAUUGAUGUUGAAAAAGGAGCUCUGACUAUGAGAGUCAACAAUGAGCAGAUAACUUUUAAUGUGUUAAAUGCUUUGAAGUAUCUAAGUCAGAAGGAGGAGUGUGCUGCAAUAGAGGAUGCUGAUGAACAGUUGCUAUAG
This is a messenger RNA of Gastrolobium bilobum, 882 nucleotides long. RefSeq lists its product as uncharacterized. The record is from RefSeq and is a predicted model, not a curated record. The transcript is spliced from 3 exons. Lineage: Eukaryota; Viridiplantae; Streptophyta; Magnoliopsida; Fabales; Fabaceae. The coding region runs from base 1 to 882 and encodes 293 amino acids.